CCUGGUUGAUUGAUGUAGGAAUGGUGCCUCUCCCGAGACAGGUGGAAUGUUUCACAGGCACAUGGUUUAUACAGCUCAAAAUAACUUGGGACCUGUGAGCUGACAAAUGCUCUGGCUCCGGUGGUGACAGGUUGUCCAGCUUCUUACAGCCAUCUUCACUGAAACUAAGGUUAACUCCUCACUCUCUAUGGACGGCUACUUUCUACUUCYAAGGGCGUGAAGAAUUUUCCUAUUCUCCUGUGCCUUCAUCUGAAAGUUCUCCUUGGAAAAUAAUCAUCGMGGUGGAGUGCCUGGGUUGGACAUCCCCAUCUGGGUCAACUAAAAAAAGAAAGCAUGCAAGACGACAGCAUAGAAGCUUCUACUUCCAUAUCUCAGCUUCUCAGAGAAAGCUAUUUAGCUGAAACCAGACAUCGGGGAAACAACGAGAGGAGUCGAGCAGAACCUUCCUCUAACCCUUUCCAUUUCGGCAGUCCUUCUGGGGCUGCUGAAGGAGCAGGAGGCCAAGAUGACCUUCCAGAUCUUUCAGCCUUUCUGAGCCAAGAAGAAUUAGAUGAAAGUGUCAAUUUGGCAAGAUUGGCAAUCAAUCAUGAUCCUUUGGAGAAAACAGAUGAAGCUCAAGCUAGAAAACGUUUAGCUUCUGAUCAGAUGAAACACCCACCUAAAUCAAGUUUUGAGCCUAACUUCUGUCAGGAUAACCCUCGAAGUCCUACCAGCUCUAAAGAGGACCCCCAGGAGGCAAAAAGGCCACAAUAUAGUUCUGAAACCCAGUCCAAAAAAGUAUUCCUAAAUAAGGCAGCCGAUUUCAUUGAGGAGCUUUCCUCCCUUUUCAAGGCCCAUAGCUCCAAGAGGAUUAGACCUCGUGCCUGCAAAAACCACAAGAGUAAACUGGAAUCUCAGAACAAAGUUAUGCAGGAAAACAGUCCCAGUUUCUCAGAUCUGUCAGAAAGACGAGAAAGAGCUUCUGUUCCCAUCCCUAUCCCUACAGAUACCAGGGAUAAYGAAGUGAAUCAUGCCCUUGAACAACAGGAAGCCAAGAGGCGUGAAGCUGAGCAGGCUGCCAGUGAGGCGUCUGGUGGAGACACCACCCCAGGGUCUUCGCCUUCAUCUUUGUACUAUGAAGAACCUCUGGGUCAACCUCCCCGGUUCACUCAAAAGUUACGAAGCAGAGAAGUUCCCGAAGGAUCCCGAGUACAGCUGGAUUGCAUAGUGGUAGGAAUUCCACCUCCUCAAGUAAGGUGGUACUGUGAAGGCAAGGAGCUUGAAAAUUCCCCAGACAUUCACAUCGUCCAGGAAGGAAAUCUGCAUUCGUUAACCAUUGCUGAAGCCUUUGAAGAGGACACAGGACGCUAUUCCUGCUUUGCUUCCAACAUCUAUGGGACAGAUUCAACUUCUGCUGAAAUUUAUAUAGAAGGAGUUUCUUCUUCUGAUUCAGAAGGGGACCCUAACAAGGAAGAGAUGAAUCGAAUCCAGAAGCCAAAUGAGGUGUCAUUACCUCCUACUACCUCUGCCGCCAUUCCUCCAGCAGUGCCCCAAGCUCAGCAUUUGGUGACCCAGCCCAGAGUGUCAACCAUCCAGCAGUGUCAGAGCCCUACCAACUAUUUGCAAGGAUUGGAUGGAAAACCUAUCAUUGCAGCUCCUGUGUUUACAAAGAUGCUACAAAAUUUGUCAGCCUCUGAGGGUCAGCUGGUUGUCUUUGAAUGCAGAGUAAAAGGAGCUCCAUCCCCUAAAGUUGAGUGGUACAGAGAAGGGACCUUGAUAGAAGAUUCUCCAGAUUUUAGGAUUUUACAGAAAAAACCUCGAUCCAUGGCAGAACCAGAGGAAAUUUGCACUUUGGUCAUUGCUGAAGUGUUUGCAGAAGACUCUGGCUGCUUCACAUGUACUGCAAGCAAUAAAUAUGGCACAGUGUCAAGCAUUGCACAGCUGGAUGUGAGAGGAAAUGAAGACCUCAGCAAUAAUGGGUCUCUUCACCCCGCCAACUCCACCACCAACCUGGCUGUUCUUGAUCAACAGCCAUCCCCACCCAACCCAGAGCCUCCUUCUGUGGAACAGGCCCCCAAGCCCAAACUAGAAGGGGUUCUGGUGAAUCAUAAUGAACCCCGGUCCAGCUCCAGGAUUGGGCUCCGUGUACACUUCAACCUGCCUGAAGAUGACAAAGGAAGCGAAGCAUCCUCUGAGGGUGGAGUUGCAACCACCAACCAGACCAGGCCCAAUUCCUUCCCGGAGAGAUUCAACGGACAGGCCACAAAAAUCCCAGAGCCUUCCUCACCCGUCAAAGAGCCCCCUCCAGUUCUGGCCAAACCCAAACUUGAUUCCACUCAGUUACAACAACUUCAUAACCAAGUCCUACUAGAACAACAACAUUUGCAAAACCCAUCUCCUUCAUCGCCUAAAGAGUUUCCGUUCAACAUGAGUGUUUUGAACUCCGUGGCUCCCCCGGCAGUGACCACCUCCAGCAAGCAGGUGAAGGCCCCUUCAUCACAGACAUUCAGCUUGGCCCGGCCGAAGCAUUUCUUCCCCUCUUCGAGUACCACCGCAGCCACUGUGUCCCCAUCCAGCUCUCCAGUGUUCACCUUGAGCAGCACUUCCCAACCCAUUCAGAGGACAGUGAGCAAAGAAAGCCUCUUACUUUCUCACCCCUCUGUGCAAACCAAAUCUCCAGGCUCCAUUUCCAUCUCAAAUGAGCCACCCCCUCCAGGUCCAGCAGAGCCAGCACCACCACCACUUGUGUUUUCCAUCCCUAGUGGAAACCAGUUUCAGCCUCACUGUGUGUCACCAACUCCUGUCUCUCCCACCAACCGGAUUCAGAACCCAGUGGCUUUCCUCAGCUCUGUUCUGCCAUCUCUCCCUGUCAUCCCACCCACCAAUGCCAUGGGACUACCUAAAAGUGCACCAUCCACGCCCUCCCAGGGAUUAAUGAAAAAAAAUACAAAGUCUCCUCAACCAAUGAGUGAUGAUUACAUUCGUGAAGCUAAGAAUGCAGUGAUUCUAGACUUGGGGAAAAAAAUGAGUUUCAGCGAUGUCAGAUCAAACCAGCAGGAGUACAAAAUUUCAAGCUUUGAACAGAGGCUGAUGAAUGAAAUAGAGUUUCGCUUGGAACGUACACCUGUUGAUGAAUCAGAUGAUGAAAUCCAACACGACGAGAUCCCCACGGGCAAGUGUAUUGCUCCCAUCUUUGACAAAAGACUCAAGCACUUCCGGGUUACAGAAGGCUCUCCAGUCACAUUCACCUGCAAAAUUGUUGGCAUACCUGUUCCAAAGGUUUACUGGUUCAAAGAUGGGAAGCAGAUUUCUAAGAGAAAUGAGCACUGCAAAAUGAGGCGAGAAGGAGAUGGGACGUGUUCUCUGCACAUUGAAUCCACCACCAGUGAUGACGAUGGCAACUACACCAUCAUGGCAGCCAACCCCCAGGGGAGAAUCAGCUGUUCUGGCCACUUGAUGGUACAGAGUUUGCCCAUUCGCAGUCGGCUAACCCCUGCGGGUCAGUCUCACAGGGGAAGGUCCCGAGUGCAAGAAAGAGACAAAGAGCCUCUACAGGAACGCUUUUUCCGACCACACUUUCUGCAGGCUCCUGGGGAUAUGGUAGCUCACGAGGGGCGCCUCUGUCGGCUGGACUGUAAGGUGAGUGGCUUACCGCCCCCAGAGCUGACGUGGCUGCUCAAUGGCCAACCUGUGCUACCAGAUGCCUCCCACAAGAUGCUGGUCAGGGAGACGGGAAUCCACUCUCUGCUCAUUGACCCACUCACCCAGCGGGAUGCGGGGACCUAUACGUGUGUGGCUACCAACAAAACUGGGCAGAAUUCUUUUAGUCUGGAGCUCACUGUAGUAGCAAAAGAAGUGAAGAAAGCACCUGUGAUCCUGGAGAAACUGCAAAAUAGCGGUGUUCCCGAGGGCCACCCAGUGAGACUGGAGUGCCGCGUGAUAGGCAUGCCCCCACCCGUGUUCUACUGGAAGAAAGACAAUGAGACCAUCCCUUCCACCAGAGAGAGGAUCAGCAUGCACCAGGACACAACAGGAUAUGUCUGCCUCCUCAUUCAGCCAGCCAAGAAAUCAGAUGCUGGAUGGUACACGCUGUCAGCCAAAAACGAAGCUGGCAUAGUGUCGUGCACUGCUAGGUUGGAUAUAUACGCUCAGUGGCACCAGCAGAUCCCAGCACCCAUGUCUAUYCGGCCCAGUGGCAGUCGCUACGGAUCUCUCACCAGUAAAGGACUUGACAUUUUUUCUGCCUUUUCCUCCAUGGAAAGCACAAUGGUGUAUUCACGCUCUUCUCGGAGUGUAGUGGAAAGUGAUGAACUUUAAGGAUGUCUGGGUGCCUGCUGUGUAAGGGGGCAGACUGUGGAGGGGGAAGUAAGGGCCAGUCACAGCAGUUUCUAAGCAUCAGGAUUUGAGUGAGUACCCAUGCUGUUGGACUUGUGGUAAGAAGUGCUUUGAAUAAGUUGGCUGGGGACUCUUGUAGUCUCAGAUGAGGAGGUCGCGGGAGCUGUGGGGCUGUGCCUUUUAAAGAUUCCAACAAAAAAGUGAGCAAUAGAGAUGAACCAAAGAUGUCAUACUGCAGCCAUCUACUACUUUGGGGAAAGGCUAGCAUGCUCCCUGUCCCCAUUAUGUUAGGAAUGUUUAGGUCCUACUAGGAGAAAUUAGGGGCCAUAUGCCUGGGCUGAGAGGAGUUACACAGUAGUGACCUUAGAAUAUAACUAAUUCAUCCAGCAAUCAAAAAACUGGGGAAGUUGCUGUCACCUUUCAUUAGUUACAUUCAUAGCAGUAGUUUUGAUGAACUCAUUAAAUCACUUAGCAUUAGGAGAUCAUAUCAUACAAAUCUCACAUGUGGUGAAACACUUUUGAUUUGCAUAUCCUGGGUGUACAUGAGCCAUAUAAUAAGGUGCCAAAAGGUGCUUGAGACAUGAAAAAAAUUCACCUGAACACUCAGURUUGCACUGUGCAUUUAUUUAUUCUGUGGCCAAAAUAGGAACCCACCAGCCUGUCUGCACCAUUUGGUUUGAAAUGGUGAUUGAUUUUUCUUCUUUCUGACUUUGCAUCUCUAGACUCUGAAACUAAAAAGCUGUUAAUAAACCAAUCAAGGGGGAAAAAGUCUUCUGUGGGGUCACUUUAAAAACUACAAGCUUUAGUUGCCACUUGCAAAAUGUGCAAGAAUCAUCUUCAUCAUUUGCUUGUAAAAUAGCACUCAGUAUGUACUUACUCCCUCCCAAAAGUCUGGAAGUGUCUAAGGUAAUAGGGAAGGAAGAGAUGCAGACAAGAAGAGAAGUGAURGGAGAAUGCUGGCUUUCCAUUUACAGUAGCCAAGACGUGAUUGUGGAACGAGAGAUCUUUAAUAGCUGUGAGCUGCUUUGAGAUCGUUGAUCAAAUGGCAUUUUCUACAUAGAAAAUAUUACACUAACCAGAAAAGUGGAGGGAAAGGGGAAUUUGCAUCUUUAUUCUAAUCCACCUAUUCAAAAUUUGCCUCUCAAUUUAAGGAAUUUUUAGACUUAAGAUCCCAGUGAUAUCCCUAGUGCCUAGAAAAGAACAUAGCACAAAGUAGACACGCAACAAAUACUUGCUGGAUGAGUAAAUCUGUUAGACACAGGAGUCUACAAUCUACAGCAGUCCAAAAACUGCCCAAAGAGUGGUCAUCACAGCACAUUUUCCACUGAUUCCCUUUGCUCAAAUCUCUGGUGUUCUCUAUGUCAGGCCCCCUCUUCGGGCAUCUUAUUUAAUUGAGUUAGAGAUAGUAAUUGCUUAGAAAGGCUUGAAACUUUCUUUGCUCCAAGGCAAGAAAUUUCCAGAAUAAAAAUAAAUUCAUUCACUCAAAAAAAUCCUUUGUGUGUCUACUCUAUAUAAGAUACCAUGGUAGAUACUGUGGGAGAUGCAAACAUAUGAAUAAGACACAGUCCUGCCCUCAGAGACCCUGCGAUUUAGUAGGAGGGCCAAUGUUUAAGGCAUGUAGAAUGGAUGUUUCCUGAGGCAAACAUCUAUUCUUUAGCAAACAAAAGUUUCUAGUUCUCUUCAUUCUAUUUUUUCAUAACUUUUUAAAUCUCUAUUUUUCAGUCUUGAUUUCUAUUUUAAAAAUGCCAUAAUCUGCAUCUGUAAGAAAUGAAGAUUUCAGUCAACUAUGUUCAGCAGAAUUAUUAGGUUUUUGUUUCCUUUUUUAUUUAUGCAGUAACAGUAGUAAAAUAUAGGCAACUUUAAUGGAAUAGAAUGCAUCUUGGAUAUCCCAUAAAAUAUUUCUGUAUUGGCUUCUAUUAUGAAAUCUCAUAACCAAGAAGUACUUUCUGACUCAGAGAUUGUUUCUAGAUUGCACACCUGAUGUCCCUAUUGCAUACACAUUUGUAAGCCCUAGACAUUCUCCCAUGGGGGGGGGCGGGUACUCAACUCUAUAUGUCUUAGCUUUCUGAAUUAUUUUUUUAUCAGUCCUCUUUGAUUGUGUUCAACAGAGAUCUAGGAUAAGUAUUGUGAUUGGCCACUAGGUGGCGCUGCCUCACUCAAAAUAUAACAAACCUAAAAAUUCCUGAAAUUUGAGCUAUUGAAUUAUAUUAAAUUAGGGUUUCUCAACCUGGGUAGUAUUGACCUUGGGAGUCUGAUAAUUCGUUGUGGAGGAGGACUGACUAUGGAUUGGAGGAUACUUAGCAGCAUCCCUAGCUUCUACCCUAGGUGCUGUAGCAACCCCAACCGGCUUCCCUUUUGUUGAGAACCACUGUGCUAAACACAUCAGUGCCCUGCUUUCAUAAUUCUAUUAGAAUUCAAUGACAAUGAGAGUCAUUUGAAUAAGAAAUUUUAGUUCCAACRUAACCAAAAUCAGAUUCAUUAUCUUCCCUUUCAUAAACCAUUCCUCAACCAAACUUAAUGAUUUCUAGUAAUGGCACCAUCACGUUCCUCACAAUCAGAAUAAGAAACAUUCAAGUUUUUUUUCUUACUUUUUCCAAUCAAGAAAUUCUAUUCAUCCUAAUUUAUUAUUCCUCUUAUUUUCAGGCUUUCCUUUCCAUUCCCCUACAGUCACCCAGUUCCAACUUUCAUUACUAUCUUAAUUUCCCUCAAUAUUUCUAACUUCAACCAUAAAAGACUUCUAAGUGGUCUUCUUGGCUCUAAUACUGUGGCUUCUUCCUACUCAAAUCCAACCCAGACCCCAACAUCACCUCAUUCUCCCCAAAGUCCUGCUCUACUGACAUUAUUCCCUAAUUUUCRAAUCCCCAAUGGCUACUUGGAGCCAACUCAGGUAGGUACCAGCUGUUCUGUCUCGGGGUAUUCAAGCUUACCCCAUCACCAGAAAAAACACCCAGCACAGUGGAAACACCACACAAGACUUUGCCUUCCAUCCACAUGCCUCUCUCCGACCUUUACCUGGAGGCUGUCUCCACCUCUGGAAAUACUACCUGUUCCAUAAAGUUCAUCUCAAAUGCCACUUCCUCUGUGAAAUAUUUUCUGAUUCCCCAUGCCCCAAUCAAACAGAAUAAUAUCUUUGAAAAUUUGUAGUGAAUUUCAUGGGUCUGGAGGAAGAGAUUACUUUCUACAGUGUUUUCUACAGAACAUAGACUCUAGACACCUGCUGCUCUCUCCCCUGACCCUAGCCCACUUUUGUUUGCUUGUGCUAGAUUUUAGUUACUCAUUGAUAUGGACUGUGUCAGAAGUUUGCCUUUGUGCCUUAUAUGGAGUAGGCACUCAAUAAAUGUUGAUUGACCUAAAUCAAAUUUAAAAUUCAAUGAAAGUCAGUAUGUUUCUACAUACAGUGAUUGAGUAUAUGCAGUGAUUUUAACCAUGGCUGCACAAUUAGAAUCUCCUGUUGUGCUUUUAAAAAUUCCCCACACUCCAAUUUAUUAAGUCAUAAGCUCUGGGGUUGUGACACAAUCUUAGUUUAUAAAGCUUCCCAGUUGAUUCCAAUGAGCAGUCAAGGUUGAGGAGCAUCAUCUUAUUCCCAGGAAUUAGUCUCAGAAACAUCCAAAGAAAUAGAGAUAGCAUAAAGUUGUAGGAUUGAUAUUCGUGCAGAAUAUACUGUGCCCUGGUUGCACAUGCAGUGUGUGCCUGGAACAUAGAAAUAAGUACAUAUGUUGGGUAUGGAACUGCAUGCCUGGAAUCCUAACAGCUUGGGAGGCUGAGGCAGGAGGAUCUAGAGUUCGAAGCCAGCCUCAGCAACUUAGCAACUCAGCAAGACCCUGACUCUAAAUAAAAUAUAAAAAGGGCUGGGGAAAUGGCUCAGUGGUUAAGGCCCCCUGGAUUUAGUUCCUGGUA
This is a messenger RNA of Urocitellus parryii (Arctic ground squirrel), 8211 nucleotides long. It is a transcript of the gene Mypn, whose product is annotated as myopalladin. Lineage: Eukaryota; Metazoa; Chordata; Mammalia; Rodentia; Sciuridae. The record is from RefSeq and is a predicted model, not a curated record.